GGAUCAUUUUAAUAUCGUUUUAUUUUAUGUUUAGAACAUUUCUCUUGAUUUUUCUAAAUAUAUUUCAUAACCCCACUUUUACCUCUCUUAUCAAGUAAUAUAUUCCUGACCUUAUAGAUAAUUCAAUUCUAUGUUUUCUUUCUAGCGUGAGUGAUGUAUUUGUGUUUUAUUCACUGCUGUUUCCAUUCCCUCUUGUGACCUUGCUCGUCUCUGUUUGGACCUUGCGCUUGCCGUACCUGUCAGUGCGGACUUCGCUUUUUUUUUCUAACUCCUCCUCGGGAUAAAUAACAGAAGAUGUUUGUGUUGGUGUGGCUGCUGUACUAACUCCUUUUUAAACAUGUCUCUCAAUGGAGGCGGAGGCAGAGGGUUUUAUUUUAACACCGUCUUGUCCUUGGCUCGUUCGUUGGCAGCUCACCGGCAGGCACCGAUUGAAAAGGUAACGGUUUAAAACAGUACGUGAUGAAAGCUAACGAGCUAAUACCUGUCAGGGAGUCUUCGGCACUAAGGCCCGUUUUUACUCCGCUUUUACAGCUGUGUGGGCAUAACCGCGGAUUUAAUUCCAUAGAUAACGUCUCUGUGAGCAAACACAUGUAUGAAUGAAACCGUAAUUUUAGGACUUCGACACGGAAGCAUCAGUAACUGACAUGAGAGAUGCGCUAACGGCUGCUAACGUUAGCUGUUGUGAACCUGUAAUCUCAGAUUAUCGUCAAAGAUAUAUGGACACACAGUCAGCAGCCUCACGUGCCAUAUGUUUACGACCUCACCACUGGGAGUACUCUGCUUUUUAUUACAGUUUAUUAUCAACUAUAAUUCAUUCAUUAGAGUUCACCUGACAGAGGCAGCUGGGACUCACCUUUUUACUUCACAAGCUGCACUUGAUCAAGAUCUCCAUGUGUUUUUAUGAUACUUUUAUUUCUGUGAAUUAUUGAGGAGGAUGUUUACAUUUUACAGCAUUUAUGACAGGACUUUGUGCCCUUCUGUGUGUAUGUAGAGUGCUGCUUGUUUUCUAAUUAAGUGGAAGUAAAAUCUGACACCAAAGAGACCAGUGUUUAGAGUUCAGAAAGUGAAAGGUUCCUGAUCAAGAAUAUCAGCUGCUCAUCAGUUCAGGGUCUCUAAAUGUUGCUCCAAAUGUUUUCAAUGGGGGACAAGUCAGGAUUACAUUAGUCCAGUUUCUUUAGCAGGACUCUUCUCCUGUUGUAAUCCCUGUUGUCAGAAUGUGGUUUGGGAAAGGUCUUCCCUGAAAAAAAUCAUUGUCUGGAUGUCAGCAGAUGUUGCUCCUAAACCUGGAGAUAUUGUUUAAAACUGAGGAUGCAGCAUCUAUGAUGACCAAUUCUUUAUUGAAAGGUGAAACAUCUCAAGUAAGUCCAGUUGUUCUUUCCACGCGGUGAUUUCCACUCCAGAGUCCUCCAGCAGAUAAUAAUAAUAAUAAUAAUACAUUUUAUUUAAAAGCGCCUUUCUGAGCACCCAAGGACACUUUACAGGGCAUAAAAACACAGCUAGAAACAUAAUUAAAAUAAAUAAAAACAACAUACAGGUGUGAAAGUAGACAGUUAAAGUGAGUAUGCGAUUCGGAAUAGGUGUGUUUUGAGAUUGGAUUUAAAGUGGGGUAGUGAGUCCAUGUUCCUGAGGUAGAGAGUUCCAGAGUUUGGGAGCAGAGCGACUGAAAGCCCUGCUCCCCAUGGUGCUGAGCCGGGCAGAGGGGACAGAGAGGUGGAGGGAGGAGGAGGAUCUGAGGGAACGUGAGGGGGUGGAUAUGUGGAGGAGAUCGGAGAGGUGGGGGGGGCAAGGUUAUGGAUGGCCUUGAAGGUGUACAGGAGGAUUUUGUAGUUGAUUCUGAACUUGACGGGGAGCCAGUGAAGCUGCUGAAGGACAGGGGUGAUGUGGUGAACAGUCGGCUCCUAACCCUGGAGAUAUAGUUCAGCAUUAAUGGAGCCUUCACAGAUGUAGAAGAUACCCAUGACAUGGACUCUGAUGAUCCCCAUACCAUCAGGGAUGCUGGAUCUGUACCCUGACCUGAAGCCCCCGAGGCUAAAGUACUUCACACAAGUUACUGCACAGUAAUAUAAGAGGGACAGAGUAUUUGUGGAGAGUUUUCCAGUGAUAGUUAAGCUGAUGAUGUGUCCGCUCUCAGCAAUCAAUAGUAAAUGACAACAGUUUAAACGAUCAGACAGAGGGAUGGAUCAUAAGUGAGACUGAACGACCAGCUGCCCCAAGGCUCUUAAAGUCCCAGUUCACUGUCUGCUUGUUGUCUUUUUUCACACGCUGCUGUUUGCUGAUUUGUUACAGAAAUAUUUAUAUUUAAUGAAUAUUUGUAGCCCAGUUUUUACAUCAACAAGCUAAUCCCUGGCAACAGUUUGAUCUUCAUAGCAACAGUCGGCUAUCGAGGAAUAACAGACCGUCACUAUGGGAUGCCAACCAAUCAGAAUCGAGAGUUUUACAUAGAUAUGAAAUAAAAAAAGGAUUACAAAGGCAUGGAUUACAUAAUACGGAGCCUUUUCCAGCUUGAGCAGUCUCCUGAUUUCCAUCCCUGUUGAGGUUUCAGACCCUUCGUUAGGAAACUGGCUUUGCUCCAGCACACUUGCCUCAUUGUUUUUGCUCUCUCCUUCUUUAAGUGGGUGUCAGAGGAGGCUUAGGUCUUAAGAGGAAAUAUUGCAGCUUUUUUACGAGAAUUUUUUCAUGAGCACAUUUUUCCUCGUCUCCAUAAGAGGAUUUGUUGCUGUCCAAACAGAGCAGGUUGAACUUUGGCCCACAUCCAGCUGAAAAAUCCAUAUCCCGUUUUUAAUUUGAUGACUGUUUUGACACUGACUGACGUGAUUGGGUUGAUUUAGACUCUGAAAUCUAAAUUAUAACAGGAGAGGGCAGAGCUGUGUUAUAAUUACAGCUGCUCUGUUUUCAGAAUAAAAUAAAACUUGAAGGGUUAGUGAUCCCCGGUCAGAGUCCAGCUCUUCUUUACCAUGAAGCCCGCUAAUACCAGAGGUCGCUUUGGCUCAAUCCUGACUCACAUAGAGGCCAAAAAAUCAUUAUCACUAAUGGAAGCAGACAGGACUGAUGUGUCUGUGUAAGCCCUGAGAGCAGGUGAAGUCUAAGCUUUUUAUAGAUUCUAUUAUCCACCGACAAGCUUCUGCUCACAGCUCCCUUUAUUCAGUGCAGCCAGCUGCAUAAUGAAUUCAUGUGUCCUGUCCCCGCAGGUCCAGAAACUACAAUGCAUGUGUCCCUUGGACUUCAGAGGAGUCUUUCAGCUGGACGAGAGGAGGAGAGAUGCUGUCAUUGCACUCGGCAUCUUCCUGGUGGAGUCUGAGCUGCAGGUCUACAUUAAACCUAAUCGCUCCUCAGCUUUGUGGUGACACCAGGUUUACUGUAAAGAGAGUUAACCCUUAAAAUCCUGCUCCUCUCUUGCAGCACAAAGACGCCAUCGUCCCCUACCUUCUUGGGCUUCUCAAAGGGCUUCCUAAAGUUCAGUGGAUUGAAGAAAGCUCUGAGCGCAAAGGCAGAGGUAAAUACUCUCUAUCUGUGUAACAUUUCUGUACUUUUUAUUUAAAAGUCUCACCAAAAGUGCUGUUUUUUUAACAUUUAGUCCCCUCACUGUGUUGCAGAGACUCUUCCUGUUGCCGAGAACUUCAGCUUUUCUCUCGUAACACUACUGUCAGACGUUGCUCAGCGGGAUGAAACUCUACGACCACAGGUGUGUUUCAGGGUUCAUAAGUGUAGCAGCAGAAGGCCAAAACCUGCAGACUCUACCUCAGAGAUGUGCUGGUUGUCCAAAGUGAUGAAUUCAUCCACCUUCUCUAUAAUCCUUUCAGCCUUUUCACUCAGUCUGUCCAUGUAGAUUCUCAUUCAUCCAGGUCAUGGUUUUCUUGAAGACUCCAAAAUCUGGCAACUGGACUAUGUAGAGUUUGAGAAAACGUUUCGCUGCUUAUCCAAGAGGCUUCUUCAGCUUCUACGAGCUAUUUUAGAACUGAAGAAGCUUCUUGGAUAAGCGGCGAAACGUCUUCUCUAACUCUACAUAGUCCAGUUGCCGGAUUUUGGAGUCUUAAAGAAAAUUUUCACUCAGUCUAGUAUAUCUCUCCUUUCUUCUACAGUCCAGAGUUUGUGGUUUUGAUGCAGUAAGACUCUUCUCAGAUUGUUGAUUUAUGAAAAGCUUUAAAAAGGACAAAUCAGCUGGAAUCAGAGCGCUGAGAUCAGGAUCCAGGAAUCAGCAGUUGUCACAGGGGAUAAUGCAAGAUCCUGAUUCUCUGGGUUUACUGUCAUGGACUCCUCACUCCUCUCUUCUUCUUCAUGCUGGUUUUGCAGGAAGUUUUUUAAAGCUCUAUUUUGGGUAUUUAAGCCUUUAUGAGGACCGCUGAAGAGAGAGAGAAAUGUGGAGAGAAGAUACAUGAAGCGAGGCGUCGAGCUGCUUCAGAGAAGACUAUAUCCUCUGAAUUUGGGGCGCUGUGACUGCUGAGUCAUUGGUGCCCCAUAUAGACCGGAUUAUAGCAGGACCUCAUAGUUUCAGUUCUGAGUUCCAUGGUCCUUUUUCAGUCUUUAGUGUGAUAAAUGUCCUCAUUGUGUCAGACUCCCAGGAAAGACACACUGUCUGAGAAAACACAAAGAAGGAAGUGUGCGCUGAGAUAAUCCUGUCUCUUUGACACAGGCUUCCUGAACCACGUUUUCGUUUCAGCUGAACUUCAGAAAAAACGUUAAGACAAAAAAAAAAAAAAAACACUGUCGCUUUAGUCUUUCAUCACAAACACGGGAAAUUCCUAAUUUCCUCCAGUUACAUGAACUGUGGUUUUAAAGUCAAACUCUUUCUGUAAAUAUGAUCCUGUUGGGUUUUGUGACUUCUUUAGAUCCUGGAGUCGGUCAUGGAGCUCAUGCAGGUGCUGCAGGAUACCUGUAAGGCUCCAGAAGCUCAUGAUAAAGGUGCCCACAUAUCAAACACACCUCCUCUUCAAUCUGUAUGAUCCUCUGCUGUCCGACUUGUUCAUGUUUCGUUACUCUCCCUCUGUACAGAGUACCUGUGCAGGUACACCGUGCCCACUCUUCUCGGUGUCGCUCGAGCGUUCGGCCGAUACAGCAACACAGACGAGCCGCUACUGUCCAAGCUAUUUCCUCGACCGGUCGCUCCUGUGCUGCCCGCCACAACCGAGAGUGACCCGGUGCACCGACGCUCCUUCAACGACUUCCGCUCCAUCCUGCCGAGCUCGCUGCUCACUGUGUGUCAGGGGGACACGCUUCGACGGAAAGGCUCCUCUUUGUCCAGUGUUUCUCAGCAGGUAGAGACGAUAAUGAGGAAUCAUUAAAAGAAUACGAUCUACCUCUAAAAGGGUUACUCAACGGUGUUUCUGUGUUUCCAGGCCAGUCCAGAGAGAGCCUGUCUGACCCCCAUCUCACCUGCUGACCCCUCUGCCCAGUACUUUGAAGGUGAGCCCACUAAGCCAACACUAACUCAUCUUAUAGUGGAUAUUUCCUGGUCCUGGUGGGCCUGUUUCUUUAGGAUCCAAACCCAAUCGGGAAAAAACCUUCGACAGGGUUUGAGUGACAGCUGCCUCACACCCCCUCCUCAUAUCUCUGCUGUUCCCUCUCAGGUUCGUACCUCCCUGACGGCAGCGCAGUUGACCCAGAUUAUUAUUUCUCCACCAUCAGCUCCAGCUUCUCCGUCUCCCCUCUCUUCACGGGGAGCAGCACCGGAGAGUUCCAGGUCCCUCUGGACACUCUGAGGCAGCUCCUCCAUAUGGUCAGCAGGAUGAUAAACAAAAAUCUGAUUUACAGACACGAAAAAAAACCAAAACAGUAAAACUGACUCUGAAAACCUUUUUUUUUCCUCUCACAGGUGGAACAGUUUGUCUCUGAGACAUUUCUGAAAUCACUGGAUGAUUCUUUGGCAGAACUUGGAGAGGUAAGAAGUUUCAGAGCUCACAGCUGAUUGUUGACUCAGUUUUGUCCCGGCAUGUUCAUUGUUUUGUUCUUUUUUGGCAGCUGAGUCCUGGUCUUCACCUCUACUACAAAACCUUCAGUGACCCUCUUUAUGUAGCGAUUUUUAAGAUGCUCAGAGACACGCUGUACAAUCUAAAAGGUAAAAAGUUAAAUUAUACGUCUUCUGAGCCUCAGUUUUCUUCCUGAACAGCAGCAGCAAUAAUAACACAUCUCCUUCAUUUCACUAGACCUCCAGACGGACUUUGUGAAGGAGGUUCAUGACUUUGUCCUGGAGCAGUUCAGCAGCAGCCAAUCAGAGCUGCAGAGGAUCCUGCACGACGUGGAGUACCUCCAGAGUGAGCUGAGCCCGCUCAAGCUGCGCUGUCAGGCCAACGCUGCCUGUGUGGACCUGAUGGUGUGGGCGGUGACUGAAGAACAGGGUGAGAAAUCACUUCACAAGAACAGAGACGGAGGAAAACGGCUCUAGACGUCGUCGUCUUUGCAAAUGUUCCCUGUCUUAUUUUUUUUUCACCAGGAGCCGAGAAUCUGUGCACCAAACUGUCGGAGAAGUUGCAGUCAAAGACGUCCAGUAAAGUCAUCAUCGCACACAUGCCCCUCCUCAUCUGCUGCCUGCAGGUAUCAGUCAAACACUUCCUUCAUCCCUUAUCAGAAAAUGAAGAAGAAACUCUUUGUGAACUUCUGCAUCAGAUACGAACUCAAACUCAGAUUAGAGGUGGCCAUGCUUCCCUGUCAACUCUUCUUCUGCAUAUUUUAGCAGAACAGGAAACACAGGAGUCUGAUUCGUGCUUUUCAGAGAAUAGUUUGAGGUUUUAGAUGGAGGACGGGACAGCAGAAAGAGUAAACAGUUGAGGAGCAAAGGCCUCAUUUAAAGUCUUCACCUGUGAGUUUGUGAAAAAGAGUUUUCCAGCAAGAAUAGAUGGGGUUACAUCCUCUGGGUUUUAAACACGUUACACAAAGUGGAAAAGACAAUGUCAAGGAUUCAACUGAGUAAGAAUUAGAGGGCGGUUACUUGUUUAUCUGGACUAGCUGGUUUCAAAGUGAACCACAUAAAGUUCUACUAAUUAGACAGAAGACAUUUGUUUGAUAUAGAUGUUCAAUCUCGGCUGAAAUACUUCCAUUACCUCCUCAUACUCCUGUGUGUUUCAUGUAGGGCUGGACGAUAAACCAAAAAUUUACAGAUACCAAAAUUUACGACAAUAACUGAUGUCAUUUUGCCAAUAUCGGUAUAUUCGAUGUCAAAAAAAAUAAAAAAUCAGUAAAAGUUGGUCUUGGUUGUGUAUAGGAUAAUAUCCUAAAGCUUGGACAGUCGAGGAAGCAUCGACCAACAUCGCAAAUAAACUUGUUUUAAAAUUUUUAUUCAUUAAGUAGAAAAUUAAAGGCAAACAUCAACAGACGGUGAAGUGCAUACAGUAAGAGUUUUAGUGAGUGAUCGUUAAAAUAAAAAGUUUAUUAAAUUUAUAAAUACUUUCCUGGGGCUUUUAUUUUGAAAUUUGUCAACAAAAGGGAACUGCCUGAAAAUUCAAUGACUGCAAAUUUCUUCUCAAACGAGAAAUACUCUGUAUGUUUUAAGGAUAAAUAAUCGAAGACAGAGACUAUUUUCUUUAUAAUUUAGUUUUAUUUCAAUUUAAUGAACAGCUUCAGAUCUUUUUUGUAUAAAUUAGGUGUUAAAUUAAAUGGUUUUGGUUCUCUGAGUUAGGGCUGGGCGAUAAACCAAUUUGCCCAUAUCAGUAUAUUCGGUGUCAAAAAAAAUAAUUUAAAAAAAGUUGGUUUUGGAUGUGUGUAGGUAGGCUAUGGUCUUAUGUCCCUUUAAGUUGCUGUCCUACAUCAGAGACGUGACUCCACCCCAUCCAGUCCAUAACAAAGAGGGAAAGACAGGUGAGGAGAUGGAGGAUGGUUCAAAAGUUGUAGCGGCUGAAGUAGACCAAGCUAAUGUUGGAGGGGGUGAGCAGCUUGUGGGGUAGUUAUCGACCAUUUAUUGUUAUUGAGGUGAACUGAUCAAUAUAUCAUUUUAUUGAUUUGAAGCCAUAUUGCCCAGCCCUAGUUUCACGUGUGUCCAAAUUAGUGAUCUGAAGCCGCCAAUACCCUAGAAGUGUACGUAGAGAUAUAUCUAUAGAUUACACAUCAUGUCUUCAUUUUCUAGAUCUAAAUAUUGACGCCGGCCUCGCUCUAUAAGAUGCCAUGUUUAACUGAUCUCUCUUUCUGCUGAUGCUUCGUAAACACAGAUGCCUCCAGCAGGUUGAAUCUGCAGCAGCUGUGUUUGUUUUUGAUGAGUCAGCUGUAGUUGUUUAUCCAUACGCAGUAAAAACAAACCUCUGUGUGUUUUCAUGGUCAGGGUCUGGGCCGUCUGUGCGAGCGCUUCCCUGUAGUGGCUCAUUCAGUCACCAUGUCGCUCCGAGACUUCCUGGUGGUGCCAUCUCCUGUCCUGGUGAAGCUGUACAAAUACCACAGCCAGUACACUUCAGGUGACCACAGAACUCUCCAGAACCAAUCAAACGCAGCCUCGUUUAUCGUUGCGAGUUUAUUAACGAGUCUUUUUUUUCUAAGGGGGAGGCGAGAUAAAGAUCCACGUGACAAACGAACACUCCCAGUCCACUCUCAGCACCCACUCCAGCAAGAAGAGCCAGCCGUCCAUGUACGAGCAGCUGAGGGACAUCUCCAUCGAUAACAUCUGCAGGUAGAUCCACCUUCACUGUACUAACAUGAGACAUGGAGGUUCUGGUUUUCAAAGGUCUUACUUCUCCUCUGUCUUCUCCCCCUCAGGUGCCUGAAAGCCGGCCUGACCAUGGAUAACGUCAUCGUAGAAGCGUUCCUCGCCAGUCUGUCCAACCGUCUCUACAUCUAUCAGGAAAACGACAAGUAAGAGAAGAAGUCAUCAAACCAGCUUUGGUAAAAACUCUAUAUGCUGCUAUAUAGAGGGUCUCAGGUCACAUAUUUUCUCCUCUCUAUCCUCAGAGAUGCUCACCUGAUCCCAGACCACACCAUCAGAGCUUUGGGUCACAUCGCCGUCGCUCUGAGAGACACCCCCAGAGUGAUGGAACCCAUCCUGCAGAUCCUGCAGCAGAAGUUCUGUCAGCCUCCGUCGCAGCUCGACGUCCUCAUCAUCGACCAGCUGGGCUGUAUGGUCAUCACAGGGAACGUGAGUAAAACAACCUCCACCUUCACGUUUGUUUCUCUAAGAUCUUUAUUUUGAAUUUAAAGGUUUUAAAUUUUCUUUCUCUUUAGCAAUACAUCUACCAGGAAGUCUGGAACCUGUUCCAGCAGAUCAGCGUGAAAGCCAGCUCCAUGGUCUACUCCACCAAAGACUACAAGGACCAUGGAUACAGGUGAGCGUGAUCUUUAAGAACAUAUCAGGACAAACGUUCUCCUCUGUGUGUUUCAGUUCAGUUUAAUGUUCUCACUUCUGAAAACAGACACUGUUCCCUGGCGGUGAUCAAUGCGCUGGGGAACAUCGCAGCCAACCUCCAGGCAGAGCAGAUGGUGGACGAGCUGCUGGUCAACCUGCUGGAGCUCUUUGUUCAGCUCGGCUUAGAGGGGAAGAGAGCCAGCGAGAGAGCGUCCGACAAAGGCCCGACUCUGAAGGUGAGACAUGCCUUAAGUCCUGAACCUGAGAGUCCAGAGAGGAGACAAAGAGAUUGAGAGAAAGGGGAUUAUCCUGAGGCUCCUUUUAGUCUCACUUUAGUCUCAGACACGUGGGAAGAGGGAGGUUUGGAGGGUGUUUAUUUUGGGAGAUGUUUCAAAUGAUCUAGUUUUUGUUCUUCAGCGUCACUUCCUCGUACCAAAGUGUAGAUAUAACCUCACUUACACAUCUCUUUUCACAUCUAUCAAGAAAGACAAAGGAAGACUUCUCAGUGUCAGAAUUACAGACUAAACUCUUAAAGACUUAUCUGUUUUCUUAUCAGACUUAUCUGAUCUGUUUUCACCUUUAAUCCUGUCACUCAGGGACACUUAUAGAGUAACUUAGCGCGGUUUACAGCUCAUACAACUGCUUAUUUAUGUUUAAUUAAAGUCUAAUUUGAGUUGAAUUCAGCCUCUGCCUCAAACACUUCCUGUUGGCUGCUUUGACACUGAGAUAAAGUGAGAUUCAGUUUGUGGGUGUUACUUUUUACAAAGCUCUAGAGUCAGAAAACGUCUAAGCUAGCUUCUGAACUUCAUGAAGGUCUUACUUGAUGAACAGCUGAGACUCAAGUCCAUCUGGUCCCAGUCUUUGAUAACACAGGAGUUAUGACAAACCUCCUGAUGUUUUCUGGAGCUUCACAAUGAAACGAACAUUUUCAGAGACAAACUGAAUCUACAAAGUCCAGAGCAGGGAAGAGGAAGAGGAGCAAUGUGAACUUCCCAGUCGAGGGGCAGUUUUAGAGCGCCUCAGGGUGGGCGUGUCCUAACAGGAGUUUGUAACCUGAUGGCAGGUCCAGUCUUGAAACCAGCUGUUUAGAGCAGAACCAGAAACCCGUCUGAGCUUCAUCGGUGUGUCUCCUAUUGGACGUCCUACACUUGGACAUUAUGGGAGCAUCUUUCAAUACAGAUCAGCUGUAGUCUGCUGUGUGUCACCUUCCAGGGUUCAAAGGUUCAGUACGCUCAAAAUGGGCUGAGAAGAAGAAAAAAGAGGGUUCUGGUACAGUUCUGGAUCAGGUCCCGUUAUCUGCUUCAGAGCAUUCUGGGUAUUUUGUGUCUUUGACUCUUAAAAACAGGGGCAGUGGAGGGCAUGUCAUCGAUUGUAUAAAACCAAAGUGAUGAAUGCACUAAAAUGAGAGAGAUGAUUUCCAUGAUCAUCGAUGUUUUUAGAUCAGGACUUGAACCCUGAUUUUAAUCCCCCUCUGUGUCUUUGCAGGCCUCCAGCAGUGCUGGAAACCUGGGUGUGCUGAUUCCCGUCAUCGCUGUGGUAAAUCUUUUAUUAUUAUUUUCUGUCUUUAUUUUGAUCACAUUGGUUUCAUUCUUUAGUUAAAUGACGUCUUGCUGUGCAAAGGUAAAUCCAGUCCACUCCUCCGGUGAUUCAAAUACUUAAUGACGAUUCCCUCAUGUGAAGGUUUCAGAGCUCUCUAACGACUCCGGGGUCGACUCUCUCUUCUGCUUCUGCUUUUAGUUAACCAAAAGGUUACCACCAAUUAAGGAGGCAAAGCCACGUCUGCAGAAACUCUUCAGGGACUUCUGGCUCUACUCAGUCGUCAUGGGGUUUGCAGUGGAGGGUUCAGGUACACUGUGUUCUCUUCAACCUUGUAUUUUUGUCCUUUUUUGUGUCUGACAAAUCCAGCUGGUUAAGGCAGCAGUCGACUCAUAACUUCAGAGUUCUGUCUGUCAGCUUUGGAAAGACUGAAACAACUAGUGAAAAAAAAAGGAAAACAUGAUGAAUUUUAGUCCAAAUCUUCAGGUUUGUGGCCGGAGGAAUGGUACGAGGGAGUGUGUGAGAUCGCAACCAAAUCACCACUGCUCACGUUUCCCAGCGGGGAACCUUUACGCUCAGAGCUGCAGUACAACUCUGCUCUGAAGAACGACACCGUCACCCCGGUACAGGAUCCACAUAUCACAUCAUGUAUAUCCACACACAUGUUCAUGUAAAGCUCUGUUGGAUUCAUGUUUUAUUUUUUUUCACUUCAGGCUGAACUAAAUGAUCUACGAUCCACAAUCAUCAACCUGUUGGACCCUCCUCCUGAGGUCGCCGCUCUCAUCAACAAACUGGACUUCGCCAUGUCAACGUAUCUGCUGUCUGUGUACAGGCUGGAGUACAUGAGGUACGCUCUCAUCUUUACACGGCAUUAAUAGACUUAUACGUGACUCUAUUUGUUCAUAUUUGAACUCUGUGGUGUUUUGGGUCAGGAUGCUGCGGUCUCUGGACUCGGACCGCUUCCAGGUCAUGUUUCGAUACUUUGAGGACAGAGCCAUCCAAAAAGAUAAAUCUGGUGAGUUUAAGAAAAGGAGAUAAAACCCUAAAAAAACAUUUGACUCUAACAUUUCUAUGACCUGUGUUGACAUUUGUGGUUCCUCUCCAGGUAUGAUGCAGUGUGUGAUCGCCGUUAGCGACAAGGUGUUUGAAGUCUUCCUGCAAAUGAUGGCUGAAAAAGUAAGAACGGAUAUCCUUGAAACUCUCCCUGACACUCAAUGACAUUCCAGGAGAAAUUAUUCAGUUUAUUAAAGUCUUAUUUUUCAGCUUCUCAUACAGAACAACCCGCUAAGUUUUCACUGUUGUUAGAAACAAAACGGAAUUAUUUUCAGACCCUGUCCUUGUGAAACAUUUGUUUUUCACUUCCAGCCAAAAACCAAAGCCCACGAGGAGGAGCUGGAACGCCACGCUCAGUUCCUUUUGGUCAACUUUAAUCACAUCCACAAGAGGAUCCGCAGAGUGGCUGAUAAAUAUUUAUCCGGCCUCGCUGAAACGUGAGAGUGCAUCACUCUGAAAUAUGUGCUGUUAAAAAACGCGUCUAUGCGCCCGUCUGUUUCACACGUACGUCCUCUCUCUCUCUCCUCAGAUUCCCUCACUUGUUGUGGAGCGGCCGCGUGUUGAGGACCAUGUUGGACAUCCUGCAGACUCUCUCCCUCUCCCUCAGUGCAGUCAGUGAUCAGUCUUUCCCUCUCUGCAGCAUCUUCCUCUCUCAGAUUAUUUAAUAUUUCUAAUUUGAUGUUUCUAAUGUUGUUUUAGGACAUUCACAAAGACCAACCUUAUUAUGACAUCCCAGAUACACCGUACAGAAUCACUGUCCCUGAUACUUAUGAGGCCAGAGAGGUAAACAUCACCUGAUCAAUCACUCUUCAUCUGUGAUUGUUUAAGUGUGAAAUCUUUCUGCACCUUAGCGUUACCAGAUUAGAUUAUAUCCUCUAAAGUCUGCGUAUGUUAAAAAGAACCAGACUAUAAUCUGAGUCUCAUUCUUCUCGUAGAGCAUUGUGAAGGACUUUGCUGCACGCUGUGGAGAGAUCCUCAAAGAGGCGAUGAAGUGGGCGCCAUCUGUGACCAAAUCCCACCUCCAGGUAACACCUUUUUUCUCUGGAGGUCCAUCACAGAGAUAAAAAAUCUAUCAUGUUGUUUUAAGACCCGUUUUAAUCUCACGUCUUUAUGUUGUCUUCUUCAGGAGUAUCUGAACAAACACCAGAACUGGGUCUCGGGUCUCUCCCAGCACACCGGUCUGGCCAUGGCCACAGAGAGCAUCCUGCACUUUGCUGGUUAUAACAAGCAGAACACCACACUGGGGGUAGGACACAAACUGGAUUUAUUUAGACUCGUUUCCAUGGCAACAGUAGUUAUUCUUUCCCAAAACAAAAGUGGCACCAGAAUGGAGCCCUGAGGGAUGCCAAAUAAAAAUCAGGUUUUACUUCAACGUAGAGAAUCAAAAUUCACACAUCUCUUUUACCUUCUUCUUCUUCACCCUGUAGUCGACUCAGCUGACUGAGAGGCCAGCCUGUGUAAAGAAGGACUACUCCAACUUCAUGGCCUCGCUCAACCUCAGGAACAGAUACGCUGGAGAGGUAAAACCACCAGAUCCUCAUCCUGGGAUUUUUGCAGGACAGUUUUUAAACACAGAUCCUGAUUUUUAAGAAAAGCUGAGCUGGAUUUGUCCACACUGUCACAGAGACAUGAAUCCAGAUCCUCUCCCACACUCCUUCUUUUUCUGCUCCUGCAGGUGUCGGGGAUGAUCAACUUCGCCCAGGCGGUCAGAGGACAGUCUGAUCUGGGUCGGCUGAUGAUCAAACAGAUGGGAGAAGCUCUGGACUCAGCUCAGCCGGAGGCUUUCACUGAGGCCAUGUUCAAACUGGCGGCUCUGCUCAUCAACACCAAAGGUUUCUCUCUUUGUCUUUGCUGCUCUCACAGGUUCUUCAGUCUGAUGCAGACCUCUGAACAUUUUUGAUCUUUGUUGUCCUUUAGACUGUGAUCCCCAGCUGCUGCACCACCUCUGCUGGUCUCCUCUGAAGAUGUUCACAGCUCACGGCAUGGAAACCGCCAUAGCUUGCUGGGAGUGGCUGCUGGCGGCUCGAGUUGGUGUGGAAGUGCCGGUACAUUAACUUCUUAUGUCUUUGUUUUGGUGGAUUUGUGUGGUUAGCCCUCUAAAAGUCUCCCGUCUGGUCGCCUAGUUCAUGCGUGAGAUGGCAGGGGCGUGGCAGAUGACAGUGGAGCUGAAGAUGGGCUUGUUCUCAGAUGCUCAGGUGGAGGCCGACCCUCUCGCUGCAUCAGAGGAGAGUCAGCCCAUCCCGUGUCCUCCAGACGUCACUCCUCACCAAAUAUGGAUCGAGGUCAGACUAAAGACGGUCCGCUCUUCGUCUGAAUUUCCUCACUUUUGUGUAAAUCCUCCAACAGCCCGACUCUGUUUCUGUUUCUCUGUUCAGUUUCUGGUCCAGAGGUUCGAGAUCGCCAAGUAUUCCAGCGCCGACCAGGUGGAGAUUUUCGGCAGCUUGCUUCAGCGCUCACUGUCUCUGAACGUGGGCGGAGCUAAGAGUAGCCUCAACCGCCAUGUGGCUGCAAUCGGACCUCGAUUCAGGUACAUACAAACACACAAAACACACUGAAACACAAACACACAAGCACACAAAUUACCAAAUACACCAAGACACAAAAAAGACACAAACACACACAGAGACACAAACACACAGAGACACAAAUACACUAACACACAAAGACGCAGACACAAAGAGACAAAAACACACAAACACACAAACACAGGAAGACGUAGACACACUAACACACAGACACACAGAGACAAAAACACACACAAAAACACAAACACAUGGACACACAAACAUACAGACACACAGACACACAAACAGAGAUACAGAGACACAGACACACAAACACACAAACCCACAAACACAUAAACACUCAAACAGAAAAACAAACAAACACACAAAGACGCAGACACACUAACACAAAACCACACAAACACACAGACACACAAAGACAAAAAGAUGCAGAGACACAAAGACACAAACACAGGAAGACACAAAAAUGCAGAGACACAAAGACACAAACACAUAAACACAAAAAGAUCAAAGAAAAGGUCACAGACACUUCCUGUUUGAGAUAUUUUAGUUUUUCUUCUCCUGAGAGUCUCAACAAGCUGUGGAGAAGUUUGAUCUGUUCAUGGUGUUUUAAUUUGUGUGUGUGUGUGUGUGUGUGUGUGUGUGUGUGUGUGUGUGUGUGUGUGUGUUUCAGGCUCCUGACCCUGGGUCUGGCCCUGCUCCACUCAGAUGUCCUCACCAACGCGACUGUGAGAAACGUGCUGAGAGAGAAGAUCUACUCCACAGCCUUUGAUUACUUCAGGUAUCUGCUCAUAAACACACACACACACACACACACACACACACACACACACACACACACACACACACACACACACACUCUGAGGGUUCAGCUCUCGCUCUGGUUUCAGCUCUUUAAAAAUGACAUCAUAAAAACAGUCUCUCUUGUCGCUGAUGGUCUCUGUCUCUGUCGUCUGUGUCUCCAGCGUGAAUCCAAAGUUCCCAACCCAGUGUGACAAGAACCUCCGCGAGGACAUUAGCAUCAUCAUCCGUUUCUACGCCAGCAUCCUGUCCGACAAGAAGUACCUGGCAGCGUGUCACUUGGUCCCACCCGGUGAGCUUGGUACAACCCCGGCCCCGAGCACGCUCUCUGCCGGGAUAUUCGGAUCCCUUAUCGUGUCCAGCACUUCUCCGAUAUCGAUCUUAAGUAAGCCUAAAGCGGUGGAGCUCGGACUGCACCGCAGCAGGAGCAUGCUUUUUCACGCCUGGCAAAUUUGACACUGCGUCCUCCUCACAGAGCUGCAGAUAGAUCCUGGAAUCUAUCUAUCUAUCUAUCUAUCUAUCUCAUCUCUAUUCCUUUAUCUAUAUACAAGUAUGAACUUAUAUUUGUAUCUAUAUAUAGAUAAACAGACUUCAUUUCCUCUUUAUUCUGUUCUUACUCCCUCUCAGUUCCUCCCUCCUUAAUUUAUAAUCCUGGGUUUUUUGUUUUUGCAUAAUCAGCUGAUAAAAAAAGCUUCUGUGAUUUCUCUAGCAGAUUCCUGCAGAGCGUAGUUUCUCUUUUAGCUCCAGAUUAUUUUUUUGAAACCAGAAACAGACAAAUCACAGGAGCCUUUGGUCCAUCUCUGCCCCAGUCUUUAUUUUAGGGUUAGUUUUUGUGUUAUUGUGUUUUUUUAAGAUCUAAAACAAACACUGGAGUCACACAAAAACACAAAAAACAACCAGUUCAUCAGGGCAGAGAAUACACCAGCAUCUCCUGUAAAACAAGCAGUUUUGUCAAUGAGGUUUGGUUGAGUAAAAGUCAGAAAUGUAACAGCUGUUUGUGGUUUCAAGAAGGCACUCGGUCCAAAAGAGAAAGUCCUGUCCUCAUUGGUAUUUUGAGGGCCUCAGUUCCCGACAUCUUCUCGGGGUUUUUAAUAAAUUUGUUCAUGAAAAUAGUUUUUGAUCAUAAUUUCAUAUUUUACCAGCAAGACCAAACAUCGCACAAUUGAAAUAAAACUUUAAAAAAUGUCUUUCAAUGAUGUAAAGGUGCUUGAUGAAGAGAAACUAUGAUUUUUGUACAAGCAAUCUAGGACUCAAGUGUGAGUGAGAAAACUUGUGAGUGUUGUUGGGAUUCAGGACAGCUUCAGUGAAAGUCACAGUCUGGAUCAGAGAGGACAGACUUCCUCAUAGAUGUGAUCUACUGGAGCGAUCUCAGAGCUUCUGUCCCAGAUUCUGCUAAAGUUGGACCCGGGUUUAAACUGUGUCUCCUUCCUUCCUUCCUUCAUUUCUCUCUUCAUAUCUUUAAGAAUCUGUUUGUGAUCCUCGUUCAGCAGCUCUGAGGAAAAGUGCAAAUUUGUCAGCUGCGUCGAGAUGCAUGACUUUUCAUCAUCAGCCCACCAGUCUGCCCCUCUCCUCGCUCAACACGGCAUCAGAAGAAGAAACAAUAACAAAAAAAAAAAACAGUGAAAACAGUUUUUUUCUUCCGACCCAGAAAGUCCCCUUUUCCUCUUCCUUCUCCUCUUCAUCCCCCGACGACCCCGAGAAUUAAAACAUGGUGUCAUCCUCAUACACAUCGAAGCGCUUCAGGUAGAAGAGCCCUCACACUGCUGGUUCUGGAUCAGAUCGGUUGAACAGACAGAGUCCUGGAUCAGCAGCUCGAGGCAGCCUCUACCUGCAUUGAAAUCCUGCUGGAUUUUCUCGCUUUCAGAUGCAUGAUCAUCCGAACAGCAGAGGACUAACCGACACCGCUCAUGUCGCUCUCCAAACUCCUCCAUCAUUGACCAUUUAUCAAUGUUUUCCACUGAGUCCUAAUCCGUCUUUUAUCUGUGUCAGUCACUUGUAAACCUAGGAUUAUGUUGAACUGAGGGAUCAGAGUGUGUUGUGAGAUACUGAAACUAUUUCUGUGUGGGCAGAUAAUCAGGACCCAUCCCUGAACAGUCUGUCCGUGAUGAACGCCGCCGACCUCAGGAGCAGCAUCGACUCCAGCUCUCGCUCCCAGCAGAGCGGACAGGGAUGGAUCAACACCUACCCGCUGUCCAGCGGCAUGUCCACCACCUCCAAGAAAUCUGGUAACGCUUACGCUGCCUUUUUAGAACGAUGCAUCCUUGACUGAGUUCACCUUAUUGGAGAUAGAGCACUUUGACCUGAAACAAGACCAGAUCCAGGACUGGAAGAGUCUCCAAAAAGACACAAUAAUUUCACUUUUUCACUUUUUUUUUAGGACAAUCCAAGAAGAGUAACAGAGGGACCCAGCUCCACAAAUACUACAUGAAGAGAAGGACUCUGCUGCUGGCUCUCCUGGUGAGGACUCACUCUGAACCGGGGUUCUCUGGUCUAAACACAAAGGUUUAAUCAUACUCUGUCUCUUGUUCUGUUUCCGUCCAGGCCAGUGAGAUUGAACGCUUGACCACGUGGUACAACCCGCUGUCCACUCAGGAACUGGCCAUCUCCACAGAGCAGUCGGUGGAGACCAGUAUCGCCAACUGGAGGUCCAAAUACAUCAGUCUGACUGAGAAACAGUGGAAGGACAAUGUCAACCUGGCCUGGGGGAUCGCACCUUACCUGGCCAUGCAGCUACCUGCAAGGUGAGGCUCUCUGAAGAUAGACUGAGAAUGCUCUCUAGUUCAUUGAAAGGAGACACCAGAUUUUAGAGGUGAACUCCUCACAGGCUCUGCUCCUACUGUCCUACACGAUCAGAUCUAAUCAGGUUACCAUGGAGAUACAGGAUUAGGGACUUGGUUGCAGGAACAAGGAUCUAAAGUACUAAAAGCCAGACUUAAAGUCAGAAGUUUUAAAUAAGUUAAAAUCAAAAAUUUAAAUUUAAAUGAGUUUAAGUUUGAAUAAGUUCGAGUUUAAAUAAGUUCAAGUUCGAAUAAGUUUGAGCUUAAAUCAGUUUAAGUUUAUAUUAGUUCGACUUCAUAUUAGUUAAAGUUUAAAUUAGUUUAAAUUAAAAUUAGCUCAAGUAUGAAUUAGUGCGAGUUUAAAUCAGUUUAAGCUUAAAUUAGUUCAAGUUAAAGUUGGUUUAAGUUUAUAUAAGUUUAAGUUUGAAGUAGUUCGAGUUUGAAUUAGUUUUAGUUUAAGUUUAAAUGAGUCCAUGUUUAAAUUAGUUUAAAAUUAAAUUUGUUUAAUUUUCAAUGUUUCAGUUAAAAUAAGUUCAAGUUAAAAUUAGUUCAAGCUGAAUAAAUUCAAGCUUAACUCAUCCUAGUUUAAAUUAGUUUGACUUCAUUAUAGUUCAAUAUUAAAUUAGCUCAAGUAUGAAUUAGUUCGAGUUUAAAUUAGUUUAAGUUCAAAUUAGUCAAAGUUCAAGUUAGUUUAAAUUUUAAUUUUAAUUUAGUUCAAGUUUAAAUUAGUUUAAGUUUAGAUUAAAGUUUAAAUUAGCCCAAGUAUGAAUUAGUGCGAGUUUAGAUCAGUUUAGGUUUAGAUUAGUAUAAGUCUAAGUUAGUUCAAAUUUUAAUUGGUUUAAGUUUAAGUUAGUUUAGGUUUAAACCCAUCAUUAGCUGAGCAGCUCUGAUUUCUUAAACACCUGGGUUAAUAAGGGCCCAAACUAAAAGUAGGAGUGAUGAUGUGUCCCGAUCUUUUGGUUCUUGAUAUUCAGGUUUAAGAAUGACGCCAUCGUUGCCGAGGUGACCCGUCUGGUGAGGCUGGACCCUGGAGCUGUCAGUGAUGUACCUGAGGCCGUCAAGGUGAGAUCAGCUGAUCUGGUGAUUGUUGAAAAUCCUUCUCUGUAUCUAAAUCCUGGUUUUUAAUGACCUCGUCGAUUGUUGGACCCUCUCAGUUCUUGGUGACCUGGCACACGAUUGACGCGGACUCUCCUGAGCUGAGUCACAUCCUGUGCUGGGCUCCUGCAGACCCUCCCACCGGUCUAUCCUACUUCAGCAGCAUGUACCCUCCUCAUCCUCUCACUGCUCAGUACGGGGUCAAAGUGCUGCGUUCCUUCCCUCCUGUGAGUCAGACCGAUGUUUGCAUCUUAGCGUCCACACUUCAAGUCAAACAGAGCCUUCAUGACCUCAACCUUUUUUUCCGUUUUUAGGACGCCAUCUUGUUCUACAUUCCUCAGAUCGUUCAGGCUCUCCGUUACGAUAAGGUACUGUGAGCUCUUACUAAUAAUUAUACGUUUGAUGGCUGUUUGAUCGCUCUUUUACGAAGUGGUGGUGAACCGUUCUCCCCUCUCUGGCUCAGAUGGGUUAUGUGAGAGAGUACAUCCUGUGGGCGGCCCAGAAGUCUCAGCUCCUCGCCCACCAGUUCAUCUGGAACAUGAAGACCAACAUCUUCAUGGAUGAGGAGGGACACACCAAAGAUCGUGAGGCCUUUUUUGAACCUCUUAAUAAAGUUAAAUAUAAUGUGAACUUUAACUUCAGAGUGUUUUAGUGUUGUAUGACAGCAUGUGUCUCUGUUUGAAGAGCACCAGCCUGCACGUGUUUUUACAGGAAGAUCUAUUUCUGUGGUUUUCUUUCAAAGAAGCAGCAAGACUGGGAGCCCAAACCUUUUUCAGGAGAGAUUCACCUUCGGUUGUAUGGAAGGCAAAAAGAGACAUAUGAAAUAUAUAAAUACAUCUUUAAAUCAAUACUUAAAUAUGUCAUUAAUUAAAAUAGGAAUUAGAUAAAUAAAUGAACUGCAUCAAUCCAAUAUCUGAAGUUGAUCUGUCUUGACUUGAUGAGCCGGAUAACCAAUAAGGUGUUAGGAUCCACUCACUGACUUUGAUGGGUGAAUUUAACAGAUAAAAUAAAUUCAUGAAGCACUGCAACACAGGUUCAUGAAUUAAUUAAUUAAAUAGUGAAAUAAUUAGUUAUGUUUUUACAUUGAAUGUCUGGUAUUUUAAUAAAUGAAUGACACGUUUAAGUAUUUAUUUAAAGAUGUAUUAGUAUAUUUCAUUCUGUCUCUUUUUGUCCUCCACACAGCUGCAGCUUUCGUCCCAUUUUUUUUUGUCUGUUUCUGUCGUGCAGUUUCAAUUAUUGUUUAUUUUUCAGCACCAAUCAAUAAAUCAUUCAUUGAUUGGGAAAUUUUUUUAAGUAGAAACUGUCCUGGAAACCAUCAACAGAGAUCAGCAGCUCAAAUAAGACGCCUCGUACUGUAUUGUAUUUAAGAUUCCUGCAUUUAAAGCGAAGUCCUCAGCUUUAGAUGUUAUUCUCUUGGGCAGAAUAAAGCCGAUGAUGAGUUUUAUUACAGACUUUGAUUAUAAAUAACUGCUUUCAAUUGUUUUGUUAUCUUGCAAAAACAGCAACCCUAAACAUGAGCGCAGAGGAUGUUAUAUGAGGCGACAUUUGAUUUUGUUUUGGUUGUUUUGGUGGUGAGGUCCAUGGCUCACAGACUCACACCACAAACAGUUUAAGUAUCCAAAUAUGUGUGUAUGAACAACAGAGUAGAUUAUUGCACCAAUCUUAAAGUCCCACUCGGAUUGUUUUUUUGUUUCUUUUUUACUACUUAAUGUGUCCUCAGUGUCCUUUAAAUUGGGAUUGUUGUUUUGUUUUGCCAAAAUCAUGUUACCUGUGUCAUUUUCAAGGACUUUUCUUCUGCAAACUCCAGUAGCCCAUUAGCAAUUCACCUCUGUGGGCGGAGACAGCGCUGCUCAGCACAUUCACGCUAUCUUGUAGCCUAACAUUGCCGGUGUAGUAGAAGAAGCAGGUAACAUAGGAGAUAUUCAGCUCUCGGACACUAAUGUCUUUGGGGACAUGAUGAAAGUUAAUAUCAUAAUUAGCUUUCUUACGAGCUUGCAAUCCGCUAACGCACACACUUGUUCUGCAAUCGCCCUCCCUAUUUCCCUUUGUCUGGCCUGCAUAGUGGGGCUCCAGGGGGCGGAGCUUGGAUUCGUGACAUAGGAAAUCUCACUGUGUCCGAACCUGCUGUUUGAGUCUGUAAGAGAUUCACAGCGAUUUGAAUGCAGAAAUACUCAGAAAUGUCCUGUAGCAUCAGAAAAAUAAACAUAUGGACAUUUAGACAACAAGAAAAACAUGAUUUUCAUCGGAGUGGGUCUUUAAGCUUGAAACAGACUGUAGGUCUGCAAAAAUGAUCUACAACAAACUUCUAACCUGCAGUUUUAACUUCCAAAAUAAACUUCUUACAACAACUCGGAAAAAGCAAUAUACUUUCAGGAUAUAAUAUUGAAUAAACGAUCAAAACAAAAAACACUUUAAUAGUUUAGAGUCCAAACUAACCCUCCCUCUCUAAGUUUGAACUCCUGAGUCAUUUUUAUAAUUGGUUAAUAAGUAUAAAUGAAAUGACCUCAAUGAAAUCUUGUUUCCCUCUGGUCUGUUUCUCUGAGGUCAGAGUCACACCUCCUCCUCCUCCUCCUCCUCCUCCUCCUCUUCUUCAUGUGUAAUAAUGCUCUCUGUGCCAAAUGGGACCAAUAAGGUUCAGUUAAACUUGAUGAAUUGAUGUAAUAACAUUUAUCUGCGCCUCGUUAACCUCAUUAACUUGCUCUGUCUGUUCAGCCGACAUCGGGGAGCUGCUGGAGCAGAUGGUGGAGGAGAUCACAGGCUCGCUGUCGGGUCCAGCUAAAGAUUUCUACCAGAGGGAGUUUGAUUUCUUCAACAAGAUCACCAACGUGUCCGCCAUCAUCAAGUAAAUGAGCGACCCUGAAGAGCGGAUCCAAACCAGAGAUGAAAAAAGAGGAAACUGAACUGAUGAGAGUUUGUGAUUUAUUUUGUGGUUUCUUUUCUGCAGGCCAGUCCCAAAAGGAGAGGAGAGGAAACGAGCGUGUCUGAAAGCGCUGUCGGAUAUCAAAGUGCAGUCAGGUAAUGAUGUGAUUGAGGUUUUGAGAAAAGCGAGUGUUCAAAGGGAAGUUUUCUGCGGAAGAGACUCAGAACCAUAAAAGUUUACCAAGGAGUAUUAGGGCCACAUUAAGAAAAAAAAAUUAAGACUCUUAGGAAAGGAUUUUAGUACAACUUUAUUCUCCUAAGAAAUUACUUUAUAACGACUUUAUCUUGAAAGUAAUUACUUUAUAAGAAAUUAAUUCUCGUAAAUAAUGGUUUUAUUACGACUUUAUUCUCAUGAAUAAUUACUUUAUUACGACUUUAUUCACAUAAGUACUUACUUUAUGAAGACUUUAUUCUCGUAAAUAAUUACUUUAUUACGACUUUAUUCUUGUAAGUAAUUACUUUAUUACGACUUUAUUCUCAUAAAUAAUUACUUUAUUACUAUUUUAUUCUCAGAAAUAAUUAUUUUAUUAUGACAUUAUUCUCAAAAGUAAUCACUUAAUAAGGAAUUAAUUCUCGUAAAUAAUGGUUUUAAUACGACUUUAUUCUUGUAAGUAAGGAUUUUAUUUGACUUUAUUCUCAUGAGUAAGGAUUUUAUUAUGGCUUUUUUGCCAUAAGUAAUUACUUUAUUACAACCUUAUCCUUGUGUGUUAGGAUUUUAUUUGACUUUAUUCUUGUAAGUAAUGAUUUUAUUACGACUUUCUUCUUGUAAGUUAGGUUUUUAUUUUGACUUUAUUCUCGGUAGUAAUGACUUUAACCUCCAAGUCUUGUGUUUUUUUUUCUUAAUGUGGCCCUAAUAUUGCGUCGUAAAAGUUAGAUGUAGUGAUUGUUUUAAAAAGUUACAGAACAGCAGAAACGUGGUCUUCGUUCUUCAUGGUGUGUGUUUAUUUUUUAGGUUGUUACCUACCCAGUAACCCUGAAGCCAUCGUUCUGGACAUUGACUACAAGUCAGGAACCCCGAUGCAGAGGUACAGACAGACUUCUUCGUGUCGAGGUUUCCCGGCUGUGACCUCUGACCUCCUCUAACAGACGUGUGUUUCUGUCCUCUCAGCGCGGCCAAGGCGCCCUAUCUUGCCAAGUUUAAAGUCAAGCGCUGCGGGGUGAGCGAGCUGGAGAGGGAGGGUCUCCGCGCCCCCUCCGACUCUCUGGAGGACGGAGAGGAGAAUCCGGAUGGGUCGCGCAAGGUGUGCUGGCAGGCGGCCAUCUUUAAAGUGGGAGACGACUGCAGACAGGUACCAGGACCUCAGCUGCCCUCUACUGAGCUCAUUUAGGGAAACGUUUAAGGUGACGACCUCUGACCCUCUCCUCUCUCUCUCUCUCCAGGACAUGCUGGCUCUGCAGAUCAUCGGCCUCUUCAAGAACAUCUUCCAGCUGGUCGGCCUCGAUCUGUUCGUCUUCCCCUACAGGGUGGUGGCCACAGCACCAGGGGUGAGAGUCCAUGUUCCAGAAACCCCUAGAGUUCUCCUCUUCAUUAAAAACCUCUCUCUGGGAUUUUAUUUUUGGUUGUUUUAGUUUUUUAUUUCUAAAACUCAUGAUCACAUUUGACUCAAUACGCUGUUGGUAAAAGUAUCUAGAAUUAUGAAGUCUGAUAUUCACUAACAAGAUCCUUAAUGUAGACUUCAGCUCCUAGACCAGAUCUUAACUCCCUGAUCCUGAUCCCUUCAGUGUGGCGUGAUCGAGUGUAUCCCAGACUGUAAGUCCAGAGACCAGCUCGGCCGACAGACAGACUUUGGGAUGUACGAUUAUUUCCGUAACCAGUACGGAGACGAAUCCACCCUGGCCUUCCAGAAGGUGAGGUUUUGACCUUUGACCUCUCACUUCAAUUACUUUUUAGAUUAUUUCUUAAACUUGAAAAGAUAAUUACUAGGAGGGAAAAGGUAAACUGAGAAGGAAACAAUGACUCAGGGGUGAAAACACAACUGAUGUCACGUGUUUGUGAUCAAACUUUCUCCUCUCUCCUCUCUUCCCCUCUCUCCUUCUCUCCUCUCCUCUCAUCCCCUCUCGUCUCCUCUCCUCUUUUCUCCUCUCCUCCUCUCCUCUCCUCUCCUCCCUUUUCCUCUCCUUCUCUCCUAUCCUCCCUUUUCUCUCCUUCUCUCCUCCCCUCUCCUCCCCCUCCUCUCCUCUUUUUCUCCUCCCCUCCUCUUCUCUCCUCUCCUCUCCUCUCCUCCCUUUUCCUCUCCUUCUCUCCUCUCUUCCCUUUUCCUCUCCUCUGCUCUCCUCUUCGCUCCUCUUGACUCUUCUCCUCUCCUCCCUUUUCCUCUCCUUCUCUCCUCUCCUCCCUUUUCCUCUCCUCUCCUCUCCUCUUCGCUCCUCUUGACUCUUCUCCUCUCCUUCUUCCUCUCCUCCCCUCUCCUCUCCUCUCCUCAGGCUCGGUAUAACUUCAUUCGCAGCAUGGCGGCCUAUAGCCUCCUCCUCUUCCUGCUGCAGAUCAAAGAUCGUCACAACGGGAACAUCAUGUUGGACAGUAAAGGACACCUGAUCCACAUCGGUCAGUGACAGACGUUUGGUUUCUCUGAGUCUGCGUUAGAUGGUUCAAAAAUGUCCGGUAACUCAUGAGUGUCUGUGUUCACGUCUGCAGACUUUGGCUUUAUGUUUGAGAGCUCUCCGGGAGGAAACUUGGGCUGGGAGCCGGACAUCAAGCUGACAGACGAGAUGGUGAUGAUCAUGGGCGGGAAGAUGGAGGCCACGCCUUUCAAGUGGUUCAUGGAGAUGUGCGUCAGAGGAUACCUGGCUGUACGGUAAGAAAGGACGAUUAAGGAGCUGUGCAGGUUACAUCUGUCACCAAAUAACCGUCCUGGACAUGACUUCAGAAUAAAAAAAAUAAAAUAAAAGUGUGAUUUAAAACGAGGAGGUCUGUCCCUCUGUUGUGGAUCUCUCUUGUUCAGACCCUACAUGGACGCUGUGGUGUCUCUGGUGACCCUCAUGCUGGACACCGGAUUACCGUGCUUCAGAGGACAAACCAUCAAACUCCUCAAGUGAGUCUGAAAACAGAGUUUGUGUCUGGAAGGUCUUUACUGCUCUCUGAUAACGCACUCUGACGAAAACUCUGAUCCUGCUGGUCUUAGUUUUAGAGUCCACUUUUGUAAUAAGAGUUUUUGUUGUUUUUUUUUUCUCUCAGAGGACGGUUUAAUCCUCAGAUGAGUGAGAAAGAAGCAGCAGCGUUCAUCAUUAAAGUCAUCCAGAGCUGCUUCCUCAGCAGCAGGUAAGAGGAAUCUCUGCGCUCUCUCAGGACAUGUGUGUUUUUUAUAUUAUGGGCUUUAUUACUCUGAUACAGUUUUGGUCUUUCAAGGCUGAAAAGGUUUGCCUCUAACACGUCGGAAUCAUAUAUGACGUCUAACUUCUGCUUACAUUAAGGUGGCAAACAACUGCAACUUAAAUAUCCAACUAACGUUAGCCUGUGUUCUUUUUCAUAGACAAACAAACAAAGAUUAAUAUUUAUAUCUGAUUGAAAAUAGCCCUGUGAGAAAUUCAUAGUAAAGUUCAUAAAAAGUUUUUUUAAUCCUGCCUUUUAAAAGAAUCAGAAUAGAGAAUCGGAAUCAGAAUAAGGAAUCGUUCAAAUCCAAACGAUGCCCUACUCUAGUAAACAGGCUUCAUAUCUUUACAUCAGAGACAAACAGGCUAUGCUGCGUUCGAGUUACCUCGGAAUUCAGACGUCGGAGCUGAAAAUGACGUCACACCCAAGUUCCCAGCGUGUCAGUUACCAAGUUGGAAAAACGCAAAAUCGGAGGCCUGAAACAAGGACAAGGCCUUAUAUUCAUAUAAGACAAGCGCGAAAACAACUUUUGUAGAUGUAGCCGUCUUGUUUCAGGCCUCCGAUUUCGCUUUUUUCUGACUUUGUAACUGAAAUGUUGUUAACUCGGGUGUGACAUCAUUCUUAGCUCUGACAUCUGACUUCCAAGGUAACUCGAACGCAGCAUAAAACUGGUGUGUUCUACUUACCUCAGAAGUCGGAAGUCAUAACUGGGAAUGAUGUCACACCCGAGUUAUCUGCGUUUCAGUUACAAAGUCAGAAAAAAGUAGCCAACGGCCAAAAACUUUGUCUGAAACAACCUGGCUAAGGUUAGCUGGUGUUAGCACAGCCUGCUUUGUAGUUCGUAUAUACACAUAAAAAUGUGUAUAGAUAAACCUAAGAACACUAUUGUGUACGGCUGACAUCUAGUGACAAGAAAUAGUAAAAAGUGUUAAUAAAAGGUUCAUUACAGGAGCUUCUACUUACUGUUUACAACCAGCGCCCCCCUCUUUAAAUAUCAACCCCCCACAUAAGUAUGGACUCUUUGCAUGACUAUGUUUUGCUAACUGUGAUACACAACUGGAUUGUCAAUAUUUCAUAUGCACUAGCACUAUUGCACUUCGGGAUAUUAUUUAUUUUUCUCUUUACAAUGAUUGUUAUUGUGUACUUGAUGCCAGUGGUGAUGGGGAUGCUCCAUACAAAUUUCGUUGUUAACUUUGUUCAACAAUGACAAUAAAUAACUCAAACUUAAACUUGAACUUGAUCGUCCAACUUUCCGAGUCAGAAAUCUGACCUCGGGGGUCGUUCCAGUUGAAAGUUUCGACUCGAAGCUCAGAAAUCCCAACUUCCAAGUACAACUGGAAUGCACCACAAGGCCCAGACUUUAAUUUCAUUUCAUUUUCAUACUUUAUUUCAUUCUGUUAAUAUUUAAAACAUUCAAUACAAACAAGGAAAAAUCUCAAACAUGUGAAUAAAGGAGCAGAAAGAAGAAAAGUCUUAUACAGUCUGCCUCUUCAGCACUUAUAAAGUACAAAAACUAGCUUUAUUGUGAACGGGUGGAUCUCACUGACACAUGUAUUGAUUUCCUUUCUACAGGAGUAAAACCUACGACAUGCUGCAGUACUACCAGAACCAAAUCCCGUACUAAAGUCCUCCUCUGGAGCUCCGCUAACUCAAAGCAACUCUGAACGUUCCUGCGGAUGAUUUCUACGACGGGAUGAAUUCACUAACAACAAACAGGACUCAGCAUUUUGAUCGGAGAGCUCUGACUUAAUCGGAGAGCUCACUGUAAGUUGUGAUUUUAUAAGAGAUGUUUUAACUUGAGAGGGAAGAUCAACGUUGGAGGUUCUUGAAGCACCCUUUAAGUAUUUUGGUCUGAAUGCUGUUUCUCUGAUGAGUUGAGGACUGUGGUGUGUCGUCAGCUGAGCAGCUGUACUCGUCAUUGUGUUACGACGCUGUUAUCCACUUUGAUGCACUUUAGAGAUCCCUGUGUUUCACAUCUUUACCUGAGAUUAAAGGUGACGUUCAGAGAUUCAAACAAGCUGUAGUUUAAAGAUUCAAUCAGUGUUUUGAUUCUAGAUCAAAAUCAAUCAGCUGUAGUCUUAAGGAAUGUAAAGCUGCUCAGAUAUAUAUAAUUCAGACAUAAUCAUGCUGUAGUAUUUCUGUCAAAUAUUCACUGUAGACUCAAAUCAAGACCACAGAGGGUUUUUGUCUGUGCUUUACGUGAAACUUGGAGAGCUGAACCUGAAGAACAAAUUCAUCUGAAACACUCAAUCCUUUAUUUUCUGACACAGGGAGCUCAGCAGCUUCACAUACUAAAGGUAUGGAGGAGUUUAAAGAUGUGAUGUUCAGGUCCUGCUUUUUCCUUCCACUGUUUUAAACUUUGAUAUUUUUGAGAUUCUCAUACCGACUCCUGCUGCGGUCAUCAGAGGGAGGUAGAGGAGAGAGUUUGGAGUUUUUUUCAAACCCCAGUUGGUCCAAUUCUUCAUCCGUCUCCUCGUUGAUUUUGAGAAAGUCAAAUCUCAAAGUUUCACAAAAAAACGACCAAAACUGCUUUUAGAUUUUAGUUUUAAAUGAUUCCUUAAGAAAUGGAUUAGGAGUCUUGCAGUUGCAGAGUUCGGGGUUUUAAGCCUGCUUCAGAGGUUUUCUUGCAGUUGUAAUGACAUCUCGAUGUGAACGAGUGACAAACUCUAAAACCUCUGAGCAUUCCCAGUUUUUAAAAUUUUUACUCUGAGAGAAAUAAGUCAAACUUACAAAAAGGGUUAACUCUUACUCUGGACUUUUAUCGUGAAAUGUUUUUCUUUAAAUUCUGGUUGAACUCAGGAGUCGAAUUUUAAAAUUAUUGUUGUAUUAAAGGUGAGGUAGGCAGGAGUCCGUUAAAGAAGCAUCUUUUUUUGUGAUGUAUAUACAAAUAAGCUUUUAAGAUCAGUCAACAGGUAUUAGUUAUUGAUGACAUUCGGUUAUAUAACGAUAUCGCUGUGUUUUGUUAUGUCCUUGUAGUCAACAUUUAAAAUUUUCAGACUGCUACGCUCUUUCUGACUGUAAACAAAGCCACUCUCCACCUCCCCCAUCCUGAUUGGUUGUGAGGCAGACGCUGCUCCUCCGUGUCAUUCACGAGCCCAAACAAAGUUAGCGUGCUACAAUAUCGGACAGUAGAAACCAACCAGAAAGUACCAAAAAUUGUCUAAAUCCUCCUUUGACCACGACUGCCAACACAAGCAAGAAAAUGAACUAAAUACCAGAGACUCUGGCGGGAGAAUGGGUGCUUAAAAAGGAGGUAGACCAGACAAGAGCUUUCUGCUGGACAGGUAAACCGCUUUAACAAAGUAAGCCAAGUGUCUGUAACAGAGGUGUUUCAUGUCAAGUGGGACCUGCUGUAGCGUGUUGUAGCCCCGCUAAACUGUUGACCUCAGGUCCUGGACUAUGUGACUUUAUCCUAGUUGUAGAAGUCCUGCAAACAUUGUGUUUGCUGGUCGUCUGUUGGCAUAUACAGUAGCACCAAUGCUUUUUACUUUCACGUUGACUGGGCCCCAUUUGUAAUUAUUUGAAGUAUUUAUCUGCAUUAUAUCUGAAUUUAAUUAAAACGAUACAAGUGAGCAGGAACGUCUGUUUGUGGGCGGGGCUUGCUGGAGCAGAGAGGGAGGAGAGAGGAGGAGCUGAGGGGAAAACUGGUCGGGAGGGGUAGGGUUUACAUUCAAGAUUUCUCCCAAAAACUGGAACUUCAUCAGAUCCUGACUACCCACCUUUAAUAUUAAAAUUUAAAGAUUGCAAUCAUGCCCUUAUAUGUGUAUUUGACUCAAAGGGAAGCUCUUAAUGAGUUAUAAGUCUCUAAAACAUUAGCUAAAUACCUGAUGUUUACUACCCAAGAGUCGUAGUUCCUAUAGUCAGUAUUUGCUCUGGUUCCUGUUUUUAGUUCAUUUUUAGUUAGAGUAAUGUUGACCAAUCGCGUAGCAGGAAACAGUCUGUAUGGAGUGCAAAAGCAGGUGUAACACAAUCCAUGAGGACGUAUCUCCAUCAGCAGAUAUCAGUGCAAACAUUCAGAUCUGCUGUUUACUGUUCUACAAACCAAUCAGCAUCUAGAUUUUGCGACCUGACAAAGCUCGACUUUUACCUUUUUACAAACCUGCACCCUGAACUUUGGUGUUUUUUUCAGGCUCAGAGCUCUAAAGAAAGUAAGAGAGGAGUAACCUCUGAGUAACUUAGUAUUUACAGUGAAACCGAGGCUGGACGGAAACAGAUGAACUUCUUAGUCCUCUGAAUAUCUGUGUUUUUGCCUCAGUCUUGUCCUCAAUUUGUUCAACACUAACCUUUAAAAGUCAACAGGAAGUUUGUCACUUCCACUAAAUAUGGUGGAGAAUGAUUACUGCUCAGUGGAAAUAAAAGCAGAACCUGUAACAUUACAAUUAUCUACCUACUUAAAAGUUCCUGUAUCAGAAAUAAAGAGCUUCAGGAGAGAUUCAGGAGCUCUAGAUCCUAGCAUGAUACUCUUCUCUGUCCCGUCUGAUGAAACAGGUCCCCCUCUCCUCGUCCUCAUACCCUUAAGUCAGUCAGUUGAACCAGUUUGGAAACAUUCCUCUCGGAGUAUUUGAGUCCUCUGAAACCUCCUUGUUCUGGAUUUUGUUGUUACUUGAUGCAGAGGAUGAUUCAAACCUAAAAGCCAUUUCUCCUACCUACCCUCGGUAGAACCACAGCUGUAGUAAUACUUGACUCGAAAUCCUAACUUUAUGCAAUAUAUUCCUGUAUAUCAAUGCUGUAUUUGUGUGUGUUGUCGUCGUUGCUGUAAAUCCUUCCAUCGAAGUAUUUUACGUUGCAGCUGCUGUCUCUCCAUCACUGAGAAGUAUUUACUGAUGUGAACUCUGAUAAACCCACUUCAUCGUUUCCUCAUGAAAGCCAUUUUAACGUAGAGAGUUUUAUUAAGUUUCUGUUCUUAUCAAUGAGUUAGUGAUCUCUUCUGUUAUUAUCUGUGCACCACAAGUAUUGGUUCAUAUGUGAUAUAAGUGUGUGUGUGUGUGUGUGUGUGAGUGUGUGUGAGAGCGUGCUUUUCGUCUGUAAUUGCUCAUAAUUGCUGGUUCAGAUUAAGAUCAUAUCUGAUUUUUCUGACAAUGUGUGAGAAAGGUCUUAUUUCCAGAUUAAAUGUGUGAACAUUUCAUCAGAAAACUGGAGUUGGUUUAUUGAUUCAAAGAAUAAAAAAAACACAAAAACAUAAAAAA
Xyrichtys novacula (pearly razorfish) is the source of this 30458-nucleotide messenger RNA. The record is from the annotation of a GenBank genome assembly. Lineage: Eukaryota; Metazoa; Chordata; Actinopteri; Labriformes; Labridae.